This is a messenger RNA of Aedes aegypti (yellow fever mosquito), 8517 nucleotides long. It is a transcript of the gene pyd, whose product is annotated as tight junction protein ZO-1. NCBI's taxonomy places the organism in Eukaryota, Metazoa, Arthropoda, Insecta, Diptera, Culicidae. Gene Ontology annotation, molecular function: cell adhesion molecule binding. Gene Ontology annotation, cellular component: plasma membrane; bicellular tight junction. The coding region runs from base 648 to 7919 and encodes 2423 amino acids. The record is from RefSeq and is a predicted model, not a curated record. The transcript has 14 exons. Gene Ontology annotation, biological process: cell-cell adhesion; cell-cell junction organization; regulation of apoptotic process.
AUCGUACCGUCGGGCUAAUAGCACCGAAGUUCUAGGUAACUGCUUAGCUCAUCCUCCGAAAAAAACGAGAUAUGCAUCCAUCCAUUCAGUGUUCGCCCUUGUAGCCCGUGUUGUUACGGCCUAAUGGCAGGGUGUUCGCCCAUUUCACAAAUGUAAUUAACUCGUGACGGUCGCGUGCCGUUGUGUGCACUGUGCAGUGUGGCUGAUAUUGGCACGGGAACGAGCCUCGGCAAAAUUGGGGGUGGAUUUCGAAAAAAACAAUACUCGGCGUUUGUGCGUUUGGACGAGAAGUGCUCAUCAAUCAUACUGGGGAGGUGUUAAUCGAAUUCGAAAUUGGCUCGUUUUGUGGGAUGUGGAAUUAAUUGCAAAGUGUUACGAAACGGAACGUGAAAAUUAACCGACACGGAAAAGUUCAAGAGGUCAUCCAGUCGUGGCGGGAAGGAAAAAAUCAAUUAUUGUUCCACUUGAGUAAGACAACGGAAACGGUCAAGUUUACCAAUCAACGCUUUUUGUGGUGUGGAGGAAAAUCAGUUUGUUUUAAUUCAAUUAGCAGUGUAGGAGACGUUACCCUUGAACGUUAGUGACUAAAUGAGAAAAUUUGUUCGCAUGGAUGAGUCGACAACGUGGUGAAUUAGUAUCGCGCCAAAAUGAAACUUCCCGAGUGGAUGAAACGUAGCCCCAAAUCGAAUGUGGGCGUCAAAAGUCUGAAGAAAUCCAGUAGUGUUAAUAGUUCCAGAAGUUUACAUCGCCACAAAAGGAAGUCCAGUACAUCUUCUUCGAAGGGAAAGCGUAAACGAAACUCGUAUGUGUCAUCUUCGAUAACGACGAAGAAUUUUUACCCGGUUGAACAUUUCUUUAAGAAUACUCCUUCCGAUAACAACGGCUUUUACCAUCAUCAGCAUGCGAGCACGCUUCCAGCCAACAUGAACGGGUACAACUAUCGCAAUCAAUAUUACCCACCGAAAACGCCUGACGGGCGUCUAUACGGCAACAUGAUACCCACCUCAACGUAUGAAAAUCUUAAACACACAGACUUGUCUAGACCAGUUUUGAACGGAAUCCCGUACAUGCACCACCAGCAGCAACAACAUCGCGAUUUUCUCCAUCAAAGCAAGCUCGAACAAAGAAGAUUCGGCGAUUAUCCCCAACAGCAGCCUACUGCGACACAGAUGAUGGGUACGCAUCCGAUAUCGACCAUGACGAUUGAUCGGCGACUUACGCCCACUUUUAGGACGCCACAUGAAACUCAUCUCAGCACGCUGCCCCGAACUGCUAAUCAACUGGGCGCUGACUAUUGGGACACGUGGAAGCACAACCAGCAACGAAAGUGGUCACUAGCGUCCGAUAGUAGGCAGCGAUCGACGAUCCCGCAGGCCAUUGCUAGUGGUAAUCAAUUGUCGGAGUCGGAGCAAUUCUCCGCUGCUGCUGCUGCUGGAGCCCAGUUGAGUCAUAAGCAGAGACAAAUUAUCCCAACCGCGGCUACCGGAAUAUGUGUCAGCAGAAAUGACAGCUUCAGGCGGUACAAGAUACCUUCACCAGCGGCAAUUUUAGAUAUGAUCAACGAUAAGUACAUAAGCAGCAAAAGGAAAUCGAAGAGCGAACGGACGUCAUGGGACUACAGCACCGUCCAGCUGUCCCGGGUACCCGGAUAUGGGUUCGGAAUAGCGGUGUCCGGCGGAAGGGACAACCCGCACUUCGCCAACGGUGACCCAUCGAUAGCGGUGAGCGACGUGCUGAAGCAUGGACCAGCGGAGGGGCAACUACAGGUUAACGAUCGGAUAAUUUCGGUCAAUGGAAUCUCGCUGGAGAACGUGGAGUACGCGACGGCCGUGCAAGUGCUGCGUGACAGUGGCAAUACGGUUACGUUGGUGGUGCGACGCCGAGUUCCGAAUCACAGUCUAAUGCAACCCGUGGGCGGCAAUGUCGGAAUGUCGGCCAGUGGCGGUGGCGGCGGUGUGGGCGGCAACUCUCAUCAGCACCAGCAUCAGCACAGCCUCAGCUCCACCGGGCUUGGGUUGGGCGCGUUAGGAAAUAAUAAUGGAUCUCAGCAGCAAAUCAAAGUAAUUGUUACGAAGGCGAACAAGAAAGAUGAUUUCGGCAUCGUUUUAGGGUGUAGAUUAUUUAUUAAGGAAAUUUCGUCCAAGACGAAAGACCAACUAGCUGCCAACGGUUACUCACUGCAAGAAGGUGACCUUGUAACAAGGAUACACAAUACCAACUGCAACGAUUCGAUGAGCUUGAAGGAAGCGAAAAAGAUCAUCGACGGCUGCAAGGAACGGCUGACACUGGCCGUCCUGCGGGACUCUACCAGUGCCACGUUGAACGCUGGCCUUGGCGGUGGCACCAGCUCCGGCAUGCAAUCGCCAGUCUAUUCCCACACGGCGCAGGUGUCCAACUGCAGUAACAUGGAUGAAAACUACCUGAACGGAACUGGCGGAGGCUACUCCGGACAGAAUCUAUACGUUCAACCGCCCACCAGACCUUCCGCGAUGAGUACGUUACUAGUAGACGAUAAAAGCAAUCUGACUCCACGCGGAAGAUCACGGGGCCCACUAACCGAUAUUUCUUUACAACAAUUAGACAGACCCAGUACGCCUCCAGGGGCGACAAGCAGCCGAGUGGGAGAUGGAACAGCUAGUGGAGGUGGGCAUAGUCGAUCGCGCAGUACCGUUGAUGAACCUCCGCGACCUCCACCCCCACGAGGCGAAGACUUUUACAGUACGAGGCGACCGCUGCAUGAUGAGAAACCCACUUCCGAGCCACGAUACAUCACAUUCCAGAAAGAAGGUUCCGUCGGCAUCCGGUUGUCGGGUGGCAACGAAGUGGGAAUUUUUGUCACUGCUGUGCAGCAAAACAGUCCAGCGGCUGCACAAGGGCUGGUUCCGGGUGAUAAAAUUCUAAAAGUUAACGAUAUGGACAUGAACGGAGUUACCAGAGAGGAGGCAGUGCUCUACCUGCUCAGUUUACAAGAUCGUAUCGAUCUGAUUGUACAGUACUGUAAAGAUGAAUAUGAUAACAUCACUGCGCAACAACGUGGAGAUUCCUUCCACAUAAAGACCCAUUUCCACUGUGAGAACCCCUCGAAGGGAGAACUGUCGUUUAAAGCUGGUGACGUGUUUCGGGUGAUAGACACACUCUACAAUGGAGUGGUCGGUGCGUGGCAGGUUCUACGCAUCGGACAUGGUCAUCAAGAGUUACAGCGAGGAGUGAUACCCAACAAAGCGCGAGCAGAGGAGCUGGCAACGGCGCAGUUCAACGCCACAAAGAAAGAGAUGAACGCCUCCGAAUCCAGGGUUAGCUUCUUCCGAAGGCGGAGAUCUACGCAUCGUCGAUCUAAGUCAUUGUCUAGAGAAAAUUGGGACGACGUCGUCUUUUCUGAUUCAAUCUCCAAGUUUCCUGCUUACGAACGGGUAGUGUUGCGACACCCCGGAUUCGUCCGACCAGUCGUUCUUUUCGGUCCAGUGUCUGACAUUGCGCGGGAACGACUCGUCAAGGACUUUUCCGACAAAUACACGGCGCCCUUGCAAGACGACGACAAGGGUUCAUCGAAAUGUGGAGGUAUUGUGCGGCUGUCAAACAUCCGGGACAUCAUGGAUCGUGGCAAGCACGCACUUUUGGACAUCACACCCAACGCCGUAGAUCGCCUAAACUACGCACAAUUCUAUCCGAUAGUCAUCUUCCUGAAAGCGGACACCAAACACAGCAUCAAGCAGCUGCGACAGGGUUUGCCAAAAUCGCAGCAUAAAAGCAGCAAGAAACUGUUCGAGCAGUGCCAAAAAUUGGAGCGGCUGUGGUCGCACGUAUUCAGCACGACGAUCAAUCUGAACGAUCCGGACACGUGGUACCGGAAGCUGCGGGACUCGAUCGACCAGCAGCAGAGCGGUGCCGUUUGGAUGUCGGAGACGAAGCCCGUAGAGUCCCUGUCCGAUGAUUUCCUGUUCCCCAUGACCACCUCUCGUCUAUCCUACGCCUCGAGUCCGGAAUCGGACCUGGAACUGAGCCCGGGCCCGUCGGCCUCGCUAUCAUUAGGCAACUUACCGCAAUUGGUGAAGUCAAGCUCUGACCCUUCGAUCGCCACUAAUCAGGAUAACUUGGAUAGGGAUAGAGAACUCGGUGACGGAAUGCCACCACCAUACACGAAUCCGUACGACCAUGCGGCUCAUCCACGGCGAAUGACCGUUGAUAACAAGUAUGGAUUCUCGUCCAAGGGCAUCAUAGGUGCCCCUCUACCACCCGAAGACGCCAUAUACGGCUCAUCGAGACCGCCCCCGCCAAUACAGCAUAAUAGCUCAGUACCCAGUCACUUUGGACCAGUUCCAGACCUGCCACCCCGGAUAGACCGGGCAUCUAAACCUCCCAACACUACCACACCGAGCACUCCGGCGUCGUCCCUUCCGUCCAGGAACUCCAGCACGGGUGGAACUCUCGGUCGAUCAGCCCAAGAAAGGCUUUUCGGCAACAAGGCAUCCACCGACAAUCUCGAUCAAGCGGCCGACGAUUACGCCACCAGGAGUCAGAUGUUGGGGCCUACCCCAGAAAAGCGCGGAACCAUUACCAACGGCUUGAGCUCCCUAGAGCGAGCACAAAACUCUUCGCUGGAUCGUAACCGGUCCAGUCAACCGCCGCCACCCGGAAAUCCAACGACACCGAGCAAAACGAACGGGUCGUACGACAGCGUAUCCAGUUACGAUUCGUACAACGCUACCCAGCUAACGGCGCAGAAUAUGAGGUUAGGACCCAAUGCGCCCGAUGAUCUUAAAUCGGUGCCGAAUGCUCGAAAUGGAACCGGAUUGACGCCCAAUCAGUCCAACGUGUCGGACUACAACCGUGGCUCAGGAAGUAAUGAUCUUCUGAUGACGCCUCCCAGAGGUGGCCACAUGCAUCCUGAUAGGAAUAACUUCAAUGGUGCGCAUGAUCCGCUAACGCCGAGAAACUCAGGAGAACGCCCUGGCGGCAUGAACCUUCCUCAACGUCCAUCGAACUUGGCUCUCGAAAGUCCGAGGAAACAUAUCAUUGAAACCAAAACAGACUAUGGGAAAUACAGUCGCAAUAACUCGGCCUCACAGGCGGACUACUCCAAGCCGAACAAGGGUCCACCACCGAUGCUGGGCACUCCGCCAGCGAAUGGAAGCAACGGGAUGCCCUUCAAACCGGUGCCGCCGCCCAAACCGAAGAACUACCGACCACCGAUCGGAAGCAGCAGCAACGGAGGGCCCGGAAACGGCCCCAUGGGAUCCGGUCAGUGGGAUAACGGGGAACCGAUAUCUCCCCGAUCGCCGAAUGGAUUCUACUACCCCCCGAUGUCGUCACACUACCAGCAGGGAGUGGCCCACAACGUGCCGAGCUCUCCCAACAAUAGCCACAUGAUGCCCGGGGGAAACCAUCCGUCGCAAAUGCACCCCUACGGCCAAUACGGCGGAAACGCCUACAACGGAUACAACGGCACCAGUAGUGGCAGCAACGGUGCACAGUCACACUACAUGGGUAAUUCCGGCCGCGACAUGGGAAUGGGUCAUAACAAUGGUUAUAACAAUAACGCACAUCAUCCUUACGGGAAUAACUACAUGCAUAGAGGUAGCGGGGGCCCCAAUCACGGCAUAGGUAAUAUGUCAUCGUUACAUCCUUCGGAACGGCACCCACUUGAUUUGGCCGGCAGUAGGGAGCAGCGAGGAUCAGCGUUUGAGCUAUACCGGAAACCUCAACUUGGUACCGCCGGGCACCAUCACAACAUACGCGAAAUGGAGCCUAUGAUGUCGAUACACGAGUUCAACCAGCACCAACAGAAUCUAAUGUAUCAAGAACGUCUUCGCCGACAGCAGCAGCAACCUCUACCUCCCAUUCCCGGUUCAUCCGGUUACGAUCCAUACGGUAAUAGAAGUAUGCUUCCGCCGGAGCUACCCGCCAAACCUCCCAAAAAGAACAUACUCAAAUCGCCGCUGAAAGCCAUCAAAAAUGCAUUUAUAAAAUCAACCAGACCGCUGCGCAGACAAGUCAGCCUGGCAGAAGCCGACAAGAAGCUGCGACCAAUAUUGAAGCGUCAACAUUCCAUGAUGGAGUCACGUUCAGCGCGUAUGAUGGACACACGCUUCCAAGAACCCCAGUAUGAUCCUCGACAGUACUACGCACAACAAUAUUACAAUGACCCGAGGCAACAAAUGUCGCCUCCGCCACCACAUCAUAUGCAAGGCUAUCAGCGGCAUGAGCCUUUCUAUCCCAAAGACCCCAACAGUACGUAUCAAAAUCUCGAAACUGACUCCAUUUACGACAGCUACGGUGCCGGUGGAUACUACGAUCGAGAACAGGAGAACUUGUACGCCAAUCGAGCAUUGAUUGAACUGGAACGUUCGCGACCGCCUAUGAUGCCAGGCUCAGGAUCCAAUACUACAGGUCGAAGAAUAGUUCGACGGCACAGCAUGGCUGACCGCAGCGUUCCAUCGCCAAGCUUCAGCAAUCUGAAUCGAAGGAGAAUGGGCUCCGAGCGGUAUCGCAUGGAGAUGAACACCUCACUGAACGACGAAUCCAUCUACCAGAGCAAAAGCGGCUCGUACAUGUACGACGAAGCUCGCGAUCACGUUCGACGCUCCACGGAUGACCCUGUCUAUCAAAGUAGGAAAGAGAUGCACCGGGAUCACCUGUAUCAAAGCAAAAAGCAAAUGCAAGAUCGCAUCCAGCAGAGCCGGCUGGAGAUGAUACAAAACCAACAUGGCGAUCGCAGUAACUCUCCUAGCAUUUCGAGUCGUGCGAAGGAAGCCACCGAAUCAAGCUCUAGCUCUCCGAAUUCUCCGGCAAGUUCCACGUAUUCCACCCGUAAGGAAAUGAAAGAAAAAGGCAUCAAACCUCGCACUCAGCUUAGAGACCAAAUUUAUCAAUCCCGACGGGAAGCCAUGGAGUCUAUGGCAGAGCCAGAAUACGUCUCAAGAAGAGAACUCAAACACGAACCGAUCUACGAAUCGAAGAACGAAGCUGACGCAGCAUCUUCGCUCGAUUUGAGUAGCCUUCAAAUUACCGAGAACAAACUAGAGGAGAACAUAGCUGAAGAUGAUUCGGUUAAUAGAACCGUUGUCAACCAAUCGGAACAGGUGACCAUGAUCGAAAACGACUCUAAUAAUGACGAGACUACCAAGGCUCCUUUGGCAAUGUCUGAAGAUGACGAAGAAGACGACACUCUAACAAGAGCCAACGAGUCCGAUCUGCAGAAAGCGGCAGCGGCUGCAAGUCAGAUAACCGUCACUUCACCUCUCAGUCCUCGGUCGUCACACAUUUCCAACUUCUUGAAACGUACUGCUCCGCAGCCAGCGCCGCCAGCAUUCCAACCUCCACCACCACCCGUAAGCUCCUCCACCACCAGUCCCACAGCAAAGGAGCAAACCAUCCCGCCGGAAGUGUACACCAGCCACACUUCGAUGGAAACUCAGUACACCUCGCAGAUGAGUCUUCCGAUAGGGCCCCCGAAUGCCCACAGCACCCCGUUUGCCAGCGAGAUGUCACUGGGACUGCCACCCCCGAGGCAACCCAUUACCCGUAGGGGAAUCUUUGACUCCGCCGGUGGAACGCUGGCCGACCCCAUUUGGAACGUAUCGCUGCAGAUUCCGCCGGGGGCGAUAGCGCCCGGCACGAAGCAGGAAAUCUACUUCACCGUGACCGAUCCUCGGCUCAGCGAAAGCGUUGGAGGACCCCCGUUGGACAUGGAAAACGGUGAAACGAUGCUUUCGCCUCUCGUUAUGUGUGGUCCCCAGGGGACGGAAUUCCUGCAGCCGGUGACACUGAACAUUCCGCACUGCGCCGGCCGGACUCCCUCGCUGGGAAUAUCCCUCAAGGCCACCGACAGCGAGAAACACCUGCAAACCGACUGGGACAACAUCGAACUGCCGAGUAAUGCCGCGGCCCAUACCGUGUCCGUCAAGGUGGACCAUUUCUAAGUGCCGGCUCCGGACAUAUUUUAGGCUAGAUUAGAACUGUACAGCAAAAGUGUUAUCAAUCUUCAAUUGUAGAGCAAGACAAAUGUUUAUGUGCCUUUAUUUUACUCAAAAAAUAUAAGCUUUUAUGCAAUCGACCGAAAUUUUCGCCUAUCUGCUAUAUUUAGCUAUUAUUCAAGAGGCGUUGCAUAAACUGUACCAAUUGCCAUCAGACCAGUAUGACGUGUAUUUUAGCUAUUAAACUUUACAAAUUUCCCGCGAUAUAAAUUACGACCAUUGCCAUUAUGUAUCAAACCUGUAUAUAAGAAAAUUCUUGAUUUAAAUUUUGUUUAGCAAGCUUAUUGAUAUGGACCCAGAAAGGAAAUUAAAUACAUAAUCAUCAAAUUUGAUACAAACCGUGUAGGAUUUUGUACACAUUUAACGAUUAUGAUAUAUUAUUGUAAAAAGAACCGUAAGGCAGACUCCAAUCUAUCUUAUACGUAAGAAGCAUGUCUAGAGGGUGUAGGAGAAUCUUGAAUAAAUUUAAUGCAAUAUAUCUAUACUUGUAAAUGUCAUUUUCCACAUGCUGCAACAGUGUUGAAUAAAAUUAUUUUCAGAAAAA